Linderina pennispora is the source of this 1317-nucleotide messenger RNA. RefSeq names its product WD40 repeat-like protein. Gene Ontology annotation, cellular component: nucleus. The annotation marks the transcript as partial. The transcript has 7 exons. The record is from RefSeq and is a predicted model, not a curated record. Gene Ontology annotation, molecular function: protein-macromolecule adaptor activity; protein binding. Lineage: Eukaryota; Fungi; Kickxellomycota; Kickxellomycetes; Kickxellales; Kickxellaceae. Gene Ontology annotation, biological process: proteasome-mediated ubiquitin-dependent protein catabolic process.
ACUCAAUCGAAAUUAGCCAAUUGCCCUCACUCCUGUAUAUAAAUACCCGGCAGAAUGGCUCCACGGUCGAGACUUUCAGAUAUAACACUUCGGGCCAACAACAGCCAGCAGCACUCGGCGCGCCAAAUAACUAUAUUUGAUGCACUGAACGCUGCGCAUAGACGCAACAAACGCCAGCGCCAGCAGCAGUUGUCAGCCGACGACUGCGAAAAUAUCGAUGGCAAUGCACAUACGCCAAACAAAAAGCCGUCACGGAGGCCACACCUCUACCUUAAAAGCAGCACAGCUAUGGACGUUUGCCCGCCAGUACACUGCUUGGAGUCACUUGUCUCGCCCACCACCAACAUGUUUAGACUGUAUGCGUCAGACGACACACAGGCUGGCUUAGACAACAGAAUGGCGCUGGUAGACGAAGGUGGGUCGAUCAGCAUCUUCAAUACAGUCAGUCAUAAUGAUGAUGACAACGGAAUGGUGCCGGCGAGUCGAUGGCGCGGCCAUGACAACGCGAUAUUUGACAUCAAGUGGAGACACGGCGAUGCGCAGCUGCAGCAGGCAUUGCUAGGCGAGUUCCGCGGUCACUCGCAGACUGUGCGGAUCGCGUCCGAUGGCCUGUACACAUACCGGCCAGUUAAGACCAUCGAACGUGCCCACCAUGGCGUUGUUCGUGCAACCAAACCCCACCAACCAAAGACUAAAAGACACACCGGCAGUGUUACCAACGUCCAGUCCUUGGCUCACAAUCCAAACUUGAUAGCCUCGGUAGGGUCAACUAAUGCAAUGGUUAGGUACUGGGAUAUGAGGAGCAGUUACUCGACACGCUCGACGCUGGCCCUACCUGUUCCACGCCCACGCGGGGCGUCGUCGCUGACACUGGAUCCUGAUGGCACCCGCCUUUACAGCGCCUCCAACGACAACACAGUCUAUGUACACAAUGCUUUGGCGCCCGGGUACCCGGUGGCACAUCUGACUGCACCCGAGUUUAUCUGCGACAGCUUCAACAUCAGCACAUCAGUGAGUCCAUGUGGUCAAUACUUGGCAGCCGGAUCCACAAACGGCAGCGUAGUAGUGUGGGAGCUGGAUCGGUAUGGAUUCAACAGCAGCAAGCGGCGGGUUGUGCUGCAGGGCCACACUAAAGAGGCUAGCUGUGUCGCGUGGUACCCGCUACAGGACCGCACCCAGCUGGUGACAUGUGGAGACGACAGUGUGAUGCGUGUGUGGGAUAUUGAUGCGGAGCUGGCAGAGCAGGGGCGGAACGAUCCGAUGAAGCGGUGCCAGUGGGGAUUGGCCUCGGUGCUAAUCAGCAGCAUGAGUAAAUGU